Rhodamnia argentea is the source of this 681-nucleotide messenger RNA. Its product is annotated as non-specific lipid-transfer protein 2-like. The transcript has a single exon. NCBI's taxonomy places the organism in Eukaryota, Viridiplantae, Streptophyta, Magnoliopsida, Myrtales, Myrtaceae. The record is from RefSeq and is a predicted model, not a curated record. Bases 80 to 391 code for a protein of 103 amino acids. Gene Ontology annotation, biological process: lipid transport.
CACUCGCCUUGGCCACACAACACACACCCCCCACCUUCCUCUCCAGUCUCCUCUUUUCCCUCGCCUCCCUCUGAAGAUCAUGGCCAGGCCAUCCAAUCGCUCCCCAUCUCCACGCCUGCUUGUGGCAGCUCUCAUGGCAGCGCUUGCGCUUCUCUCGCCGGAUCGAGCCCCCGCAGCGGAAGCGGUGACAUGCUCCAUCAAUGAGCUGAGCCCGUGCCUGUCCGCGAUCACGUCGUCCGCGCCCCCGUCCGCUCUGUGCUGUAGCAAGCUGCGAGAGCAGAGGCCAUGUCUCUGCGGGUACAUCAGGGAUCCGAAUCUCCGACCGUACGCCACCUCUCCCAACGUCAAACGCGUCGCUAGCACCUGCGGCGUCGCGUACCCGACAUGCUAGUGUCCGGAACCUGGGAGCUCCCACGUUCAGACGCCGACGGAAUACGAGGAUAAGAAUGAGCGUGGUAGUAGUCAAGUCACUAGUUAAAUCAGUUGCAAUAAAGAAAGCAGCAAGAUUGCUGGUAACAUCAUAAAGCAACGACAUCAUGAUGUUGCCACGACCUAUAUAGUUGUGCCCUAUUAAGUCGAAGAGAUUUACUCUUAUUCAGUGUUCUACAGCUGCACUUCUCUUGAAAUAUUAUAAUUACCUCUGUCCACCGUCGUAUUAUCAAUGAAAUGACUUCAUCUAAA